AUGAUUCAGUGUCUUGGCAAUUCCUUCGUGGGGAAGAACAAGGUUCCAAUGAAUAUCCUCCAAUUUGAUGACGACACUAUUUUUUUUGGGGAAGGUUCAAUGGAUAAUGUUAAUGCUGUGAAGGCCAUUCUUAGAAGCUAUGAGAUGGUUUCUGGCCUGAGAAUCAAUUUUGCUAAGAGCCAAUUUGGAGCAAUUGGGCAAUCUGAGGAGUGGUGUUGUAUUGCUGCUGAUUUCUUAAACUGUGCCAUGCUUCAUUUUCCCUUAUGUUACCUGGGGUUGCCAAUAGGUAUCUAUCCGAGAAGGAAGGUGGUGUGGGAGCCUAUAAUUAGGAAAUUGGAGCCUAGGUUGAACAAAUCGAACCACAGAAGCAUCUCUAUGGCUGGCAAAAUCACCCUAAUUAAUGUUGUCUUAACAGCAUUGCCCUUGUUCUAUCUGUCUUUUUUCAGGGCCCCCUCAGCAAUGAUUAAUAGACUAACUGCCAUUCAAAGAAACUUUCUUUGGGGUGGCAACUUAGAAGGGAAGAAGAUCGCUUGGGUAGCUUGGAGUCAACAAACUGAUCAACUUUGGAGCCGGAUUCUGAUUUCGAAGUACAAAGGUUGGAGAGACUUGGAAAAGGGGCCACCAAAGCCACAUUUCUCUCAUUGGUGGUAUGACUUGAGAUCCAUUAAUCAACAUCGAAGUAUGGCUGAGGUUUCUAAGCAGUUUAUUUGGAAGUUGGGAAGAGGAGAUCAAAUUUUGUUGUGGGAGGACUCUUGGGUUGAUGGUGGGAUAACUCUUAAAGAAAAAUAUCUAGAAUUAUAUCGAAUUUCCUUACAAAGACUUCAGACAGUAGCAGAUUUGGGUUCUUUCUGUGAAUCUGGGUGGGGAUGGAAGUUCUCUUGGAGGCAAAAUUUGUUUGAUAAUGAGAUGGGGAUAGCUUCAACUUUUAUUGAUUAG
Molecule: messenger RNA, 936 nt
Organism: Glycine soja
Lineage: Eukaryota; Viridiplantae; Streptophyta; Magnoliopsida; Fabales; Fabaceae
Exons: 2
Coding region: 1-936 (311 amino acids)
Source: RefSeq, a predicted model, not a curated record